Molecule: messenger RNA, 803 nt
Organism: Fusarium verticillioides 7600
Lineage: Eukaryota; Fungi; Ascomycota; Sordariomycetes; Hypocreales; Nectriaceae
Exons: 1
Coding region: 53-451 (132 amino acids)
Source: RefSeq, a predicted model, not a curated record
CGUUCAUCAAUAAUUUAUUCAUACCAAAUAAGCAACAUAUUUCUCAAGAACCAUGUCUGAAUACGGCUCUUCCCAAUUCCUCUCGCGCGGACUGAAGAUCUUCGCCAUAUUCUCUAUGUUCACCGGAACAGUUGAUCUGAUUACCGGACAUAAACUCGUUAUACCCGAAUCAGAGCGAGCUCUCCUCCCAACCCCAACCCUCGCCUUCGUGGACAACCAGCUUCGAUUCUUGGGAGCCAUCUGGAGUGGAUAUGGAAUGAUUCUCUGGUGGGCGAGCAACAAUCUCCAGGCGAGAAAGGUUCCUCUUUCCUUGCUUGGAACUGCCAUGGUCAUAGCCGGUAUUGGUCGCUUGACCUCAGGGCUGACUCUGGGCUGGACUCCAUCGUGGCUCAAGAUUGCUACUGCUGCGGAGCUCAUUGUCCCUCCUUUGAUCUACCUGUUUGGAUUCUAAGUGUGAAACGGGAGCUCUUACAGAAAUGCAGGCUCGCUGAUUCUGUCAAGUCUAUCGCCUCAUCGCUUCUUAGGUGGCGUAGACUGAGCCAGAAACUGGCCUGACAGGAGAGUGCACGGGUACAUCGAUACGAUCGCUAUGGACGUUACUGUUGUGUCACUCCGACGGUUGUUUAAGGAGAGACAUGUCAACUCAAAAGAAAAACGAAUUAUGAAUAAACAAAAUCUCUACUUAUCCCAAGUUCCUGGAAUGAAAACCAUGCCCAUAACAGAUUGCCGAGAGAAAUACGCUCCAUGUCAGUAUGAAUCAUUGAUAUCUGUGCUUGCAAGGAAAGAAAUGUCACAUUUGGGGA